Molecule: messenger RNA, 1038 nt
Organism: Guillardia theta CCMP2712
Lineage: Eukaryota; Cryptophyceae; Pyrenomonadales; Geminigeraceae
Exons: 1
Coding region: 1-1038 (345 amino acids)
Molecular function (GO): glycosyltransferase activity
Source: RefSeq, a predicted model, not a curated record
AUGUCAGCCCAUCGCUCCUACUAUCAUGACAUCGCAGAGAGUUAUAAGGCCGGGGAUUUCGCGACAGCGGCAAAGCUCUUCUCGGCUUACCCGGAAGGGAACGACCCUCUCCCGAGUCUGGCGAUUCUGAGUGACGCUAUUGUACAACCAGACGGCAACGCGCAGAAUGGCAGCUACUUCAUAAUUACCAAGGGAUGCUCCAGUCUCAGUGGGUCGCCCACGAAGUCAAAGCCGUCGCACGUGUACGACAAGGUGGCGACGAUCUCGCACUACUGGGGUGAAGGUUACUACCACUUCUUCGGGGAGAACCUCGUCCGGCUGCCGAUGGCGAUCGAAUACUUGUCGUCUAUCAGGGAGAAAAGCUACAUGGUCCACGUUAAGACCAAGAACCAGUUCACUCAGAGCGCACUGGCCCUGCUCGGCAUAUCCUCCAGCAGGCUCGUCGAUGGACUCGUGGGGGCGAAGACCCUCUACAUCCCCGAGCCGACGCCAUGCGGAACUCCCUCAGCGCCUGCGCUGAGACUGAUGCGCAUGUCGCUGCUACGAGCGGCGUUGGGGGGUCAGGACCCGGAGCAGGCGGAGAGGAGGGAGAGCAACAACAAGUGUGUGGUCAUGGUGGUGCAGAGGAGGAAGGCGUCGAGGAGCAUCUCGAACCACGAGGAGCUGGUGAAGGCGCUGCGGGAGGGGCUGGAGGGUUGCGAGGUGCGGGUGCAUGACGGGAAGGGGGAGGUGCGGGAGCAGCUCAUGCAGUUUAGACAAGCGAAAAUUGUUGUCGGUCCACAUGGCGCCGGACUGAGCAACAUGAUCGCAUGCCGGGUGGGGACGGUGGUGGUGGAGUUCCUGCCGGCUGAGAAGCACGUCAACGUCUGCUACAUGGCCAUGGCGCUCAAGCUCAUGCUCCGCUACAUCGGCAUCACGCCUGAGGGCGCGACACAGUGGGGUCCCAUGACGGUCAACGUGAGCCUGGCAAUGGAGAUGCUGAGGAAGCACUGGAAGACCGUGCCCGGGAUGCUCCAAGGAAGAGGAGGAGGAAGGUAG